Messenger RNA from Coregonus sp. 'balchen', 950 nucleotides. Lineage: Eukaryota; Metazoa; Chordata; Actinopteri; Salmoniformes; Salmonidae. The record is from the annotation of a GenBank genome assembly.
AUGUAUUCCUUAUCCUUCCCUAGUGUCAAUGACCCUAGCAAUAUGUCAAUCGUAAAAGAAACGGUGGAUAGACUGUUGAAAGGAUAUGACAUUCGCUUGAGGCCAGAUUUCGGAGGUAAUUUAAUUAAUUUAAUACAAACUCUAAUUUACUUUGCUAUUGUCAGCCCUAUAACACUCAGUUGUUGCUCUAAUUGGGUGGAUCGUCCAAAUCCCUCGUUUUGUUUUUUAAAGUUAAACGCACAUAGCCCACCCUUCAGUUUGUCCAGGUAGCCUAUAGAUAAAUCGUGCCACCUCGUUCCACGUGUGCAAACCACUUUAUAACACAAUACUAGAAGGGUAUUUCAAAUUGUAGGCUCAAUCAAUGAUACACCUUUUGACUGUAGUGGAACGAGAUAAUCAAUUCCCCAACCCAUUGUUAUGUUGGCCAUUGGUGUCUACUUUACAAACGGUGUAAAACCAUUUACAUUUAGCUGGGCGCUCAUACAAGCUGUCGACAUACGUAUAUAAUUUCAAUUUAUUCCGAAGCAUUUAGACGAAAUGAACACCAUGCACUGUGUUUUGCGAAUAAACAUCAGAGACACCGUCGCACCUGCUUUUCGAAAUCCCAUAUUGUAUCGUGUUAUCUGGCUGACAAUAAGUUAAUGAAUGAUUGCUCUUGUGCUGCUUGUAGGCAGUUGCAAUUCAAAGGUUUACAUUUGUGGUUUAUGAUAUAUAUUAAUGUUAUAAACCAAAAAUCAUGAAAUGGUUAACAUUACGGUCCGUUUUGUUGGUUUGUUCUAGGUCCCCCUGUGGGAGUGGGGAUGAACAUAGACAUAGCCAGUAUAGACAUGGUAUCUGAAGUCAAUAUGGUAAGUACUCGAUUAUCACCCUCCUAAUGGUUUGUGGGCAUUGCCCUGAUAUUCCAUGCAUUGUCUCUCCUAAAGGAGCCCCCAGUGCACUGCAAGGAAUAG